UAUAUGUCAGACUACCUGCCCGUCUAUUCUUGGGCAGCUUAAUCAUAUCCUUCAGGCUUCAGUGAGAACCAUCCAUCUACAAUCUACCAUUUCAUGGAUUUUAUUAUUCUUUGGACUCUCUCUCGUCCGUACAAUCUCCAUUCGCUUCGGCUCUAGAAUCCUGCACGUGAUUUCCAUCGGGCAGCAGGAAUCUGUUCCCGGUCUGAGUCUCAGUAGCUAGUAGCUUCUACUGUUUUGAAACAGACACCAAAAAAGUGGGAGAUGAGGCCACUAUAAAUAGAUGAACACAACCUAUUAGAGGAUGUGGAAACUAGGUCGAGCUGCAGCAUCAAAUUUGCGUCAAGCACGGCGAUUCUCGGCAGCGAUUCCAGCUCCUUGCAUCGUUCACAAGCGUGGGACAGAUAUUCUUCAUGAUCCAUGGUUUAAUAAGGACACUGGUUUCCCUUUGACGGAAAGAGAUAGACUUGGGCUUCGCGGUCUCCUUCCACCACGUGUCAUAUCUUUUGAGCAGCAAUAUGAACGUUUCAUGGAGUCAUAUAGAUCACUGGAGAAAAAUACCUGUGGUCAACCAGGUGACGUUGUAUCUUUGUCCAAAUGGAGGAUCCUGAACAGACUGCAUGACAGGAAUGAGACAUUAUACUAUAGAGUUCUUAUCGAUAAUAUUGAACAGUUUGCUCCAAUAAUAUACACUCCAACAGUGGGAUUGGUUUGCCAAAAUUAUUCAGGCUUGUUUAGACGUCCACGUGGUAUGUAUUUCAGUGCAAAAGACAAAGGAGAGAUGAUGUCCAUGAUUUAUAAUUGGCCAGCUCCACAGGUAGAUAUGAUAGUGCUGACAGAUGGCAGCCGUAUUCUUGGCCUGGGAGACCUUGGAGUUCAGGGAAUUGGAAUACCCAUCGGGAAACUUGAUAUUUAUGUUGCUGCUGCUGGCAUCAAUCCGCAGAGAAUACUCCCAGUCAUGCUAGAUGUUGGUACCAACAAUGAAAAGCUUCUUCAAGAUCAGCUUUAUUUAGGUUUACGAGAACCAAGGUUGGAAGGUGAAGAGUAUCUUGGCAUUGUUGAUGAACUGAUGGAGGCAUUUCACAGACGUUGGCCUAAGGCUAUUGUACAGUUUGAAGAUUUUCAAAUGAAGUGGGCUUUUGAAACUCUGCAAAGAUAUCGUCACAGAUAUUGCAUGUUCAAUGAUGACAUACAGGGAACUGCUGGUGUUGCACUGGCUGGACUACUUGGUGCCGUUAGAGCACAGGGUCGACCACUGAGUGAUUUUGUGAAGCAAAAAAUAGUUGUAGUGGGAGCUGGAAGUGCAGGAAUAGGUGUUCUGAAGACAGCCAAGCAGGCUGUUUCGAGAAUGAUGGGUAACAGUGAGAUGGAAAACUCUCAGUUCUGGCUGCUCGAUAAAUAUGGCCUUCUGACGAAAGAGAGAGAAAAUAUUGAUCCAGCUGCUGCACCUUUUGCUAGAGGUUUUGGUCCUGGUGAGAUUGAAGGACUAAGGGAGGGAGCUAGUCUCCUUGAAGUGGUCAAGAAGGUCAAGCCCCAUGUGCUUCUAGGUCUGUCUGGGGUCGGUGGUAUUUUCAAUGAAGAGGUGCUAAAAGCCAUGCAAGAGUCAGAUUCCCCCAGGCCUGCAAUAUUUGCAAUGUCAAACCCUACAAUGAAUGCUGAAUGCACACCAACUGAUGCAUUCAAGUAUGCUGGAGAAAACAUAGUUUUUGCUAGCGGUAGCCCUUUUGAAAGUAUUCAACUUGGGAAUGGAAAAGUGUGCCAUGUUAAUCAGGCAAAUAACAUGUAUUUGUUUCCGGGGAUUGGUCUGGGAGCUCUUCUUUCAGGUGCUCGUUUAAUUUCCGAUGGUAUGCUGCAGGCAGCUGCUGAAUGCCUUGCAUCCUAUAUGACCGAUGACGAAAUCCAGAAGGGCAUCCUAUAUCCUUCUAUAUCAAG
This is a messenger RNA of Macadamia integrifolia, 1929 nucleotides long. RefSeq names its product NAD-dependent malic enzyme 59 kDa isoform, mitochondrial. Gene Ontology annotation, biological process: pyruvate metabolic process; malate metabolic process. Gene Ontology annotation, molecular function: NAD binding; malate dehydrogenase (decarboxylating) (NAD+) activity. The record is from RefSeq and is a predicted model, not a curated record. Gene Ontology annotation, cellular component: mitochondrion. Lineage: Eukaryota; Viridiplantae; Streptophyta; Magnoliopsida; Proteales; Proteaceae.